AUUAUUUUGCAAAUAUUUAUUAAUCAUGUUUGUGAGUGCCAAAAACUGUGCAAUGGACAGCACCAUGUCGACCUGCGACUCUGAACUGGAGAGCCACAGUGGUGGUAUUGAUCUUACCUCAAAGAAACCGCGCCAAUCCGCUAACGUUGCGACCGUCUGCAAGGGAUUCCUUACCACAUAUGAAGAAUACUGCUCCCACACCUCCUUGCACGGUGUACAGUACCUGGGCGACCACCAACGUCCGAUGCGGGAGAGGAUAUUUUGGCUGUGCGCCUUUCUGAUCUCCAUUUACGGCUGUGCCACGCUGAUAUCCAGCGCCUACACCAAGUGGACGGAGACGCCUGUGAUUGUUAGCUUUGCUGAGAAAUCAACGCCCGUGUGGAACAUACCCUUUCCCGCCAUCACAGUCUGCUCCGAAACCAAGCGAGUGCUGAAACCGAAAGGCGAGGAGACUUCGUUUGCGGAUCUUUACAGUCAGUUCAAUAUUGAGAUGCGCUCCUCGCGCGUUUUCAAACCGCAAAACAUCACCGCCCUGGAGAUGGAGGAGUUUCGAACACUUCUUCACGUGUGCAACACGCAGUUAAUUGACCAGGCCAUGCCGCUAAUUUCUGGCGAUGAUGUUGACUACUUUGAUGUGCUGGAACGAAUGCUGCCCCAGUUCGAUCGGUAUUUCUUCUACUGCCGCUGGCUGAGCCGCUUUGGUGAAUGCGACAAGUUCUUUCGGAAAACGCUCACGGAGGAGGGCAUCUGCUACACUUUCAACGGGCUGAGCGCGACCGACAUCUACCGGGAAGACACCUACCAGUAUCGGUACAGUGCCGGUGCCUUGGACAUGGAAAACAUCAGUUCACACUCGGCCUGGUCGCUGGAAACGGGCUAUGAUGUGGAGAGCGAUGUGGUAACGUAUCCAGCUCGCGUGCUCAGUGCUGGGGCUCGGUCGGGCAUCUUUCUGGCCCUGCAGAGCUUCAAGCAGGAGGUGGACUACGCUUGCCGUGGUCCUGUGCAAGGAUUUAAAGUUCUACUACAUGCCCCGGACGACGUGCCGCAGGUCUCAAAGCAAUUCGUGCGCAUUCCCAUGGGCAAGGAGGUCCUCAUUGCGGUCAAGCCAAGCAUGAUUACGACGUCAUCGGGAAUUGCCGAGUACCAUCCGCUGCGGCGGCAGUGCUUCCUCAGCCAUGAGCGGGCCCUGCGCUUCUUCAAGAUCUACACCGAGUCCAAUUGUCAGCUUGAGUGCUUGGCCAACUUCACGCUGACCAAAUGCGGCUGCGUCAAGUUCUCGAUGCCCAGGAAUAUGGAUAUGCCGGUGUGUGGCGAGGACAAAAUCUAUUGCUACGAUCGAGCCGAGCGGCAGCUCCUCGUGAGGGAGUUCCAUCGCGUGAAAGCACUGAAUGCGGAGCGAGACGCUCCGCGGGGAGUAGAAACGGCGUGCAAUUGCAUGCCGGCGUGUACUUCUCUGGCCUACAACACGGAAAUCUCGCAGGCGAACUUUGAUCUGGAGGAAAUGCUGAUUGCCGAAGGUGACACAGAUUUCAUGAAGGAGUAUGCCGGCUCCCAGAUGUCCCGGCUCUCCAUCUACUUCAAGCAGGACCAGUUUAUAACCUCGAAGCGGUCGGAGCUGUACGGCAUAACCGAGUUUCUAGCCAAUUGUGGGGGUAUUUUCGGCCUCUUCAUGGGCUUUUCCAUACUCAGCCUGGUGGAGAUGAUUUAUCACUUUACCCUGCGUUUCUGUACUAAUAUGAAACACUUGGUCAAAGUGGAGGAAUAAUUCAUACAUAUGUAAUUCAGAUUUUCCCUGUCCCUGGACCACGGCAAUGUUGCCCAGGGCAACAGUGAAAAUUCUUACCUCAGUUUGUUUAAUUUAUUUUAUAUUUAUAUUAUGUGUUAAAUAUCUGUUGCAUUCAAAAAUAUAGCUCAUUUAAUUUAAAUCUCAA
Molecule: messenger RNA, 1931 nt
Organism: Drosophila persimilis
Lineage: Eukaryota; Metazoa; Arthropoda; Insecta; Diptera; Drosophilidae
Product: pickpocket protein 28
Exons: 4
Coding region: 26-1765 (579 amino acids)
Biological process (GO): sodium ion transmembrane transport
Cellular component (GO): membrane
Molecular function (GO): ligand-gated sodium channel activity
Source: RefSeq, a predicted model, not a curated record